This is a messenger RNA of Brassica oleracea var. oleracea, 935 nucleotides long. RefSeq names its product transmembrane emp24 domain-containing protein p24beta2-like. The record is from RefSeq and is a predicted model, not a curated record. Gene Ontology annotation, cellular component: Golgi apparatus; endoplasmic reticulum; endoplasmic reticulum-Golgi intermediate compartment. The transcript has 5 exons. Lineage: Eukaryota; Viridiplantae; Streptophyta; Magnoliopsida; Brassicales; Brassicaceae. The coding region runs from base 147 to 776 and encodes 209 amino acids. Gene Ontology annotation, biological process: endoplasmic reticulum to Golgi vesicle-mediated transport; intracellular protein transport; Golgi organization.
CGAAACUGCCCCCCAGUCAAAACAGGCUCCAUCGUGUCCGAAUCUGAUUAUCUGAACGAACUCUCUCCCUUUCUCUCCCACCGUCUUCUUUCUCCGAUCAAUCUCCCAACUUUUUAAUUUUUCUCGUCACUCAUCGAGCUUGGAAGAUGAGCUUGAAGGCUACGAUCGUAGUACUAUUAGGCCUCGUAUGGAGCUUCCAGGCAGCGCUAGGUAUCAGAUUCGUGAUAGACAGAGAAGAAUGCUUCUCCCACAAGGCUGAAUACGAAGGCGACACGCUCCACGUCUCAUUCGUCGUCAUCAAGUCCGAUUCCCAAUGGCAUUUCAACGAAGACGGUGUAGAUCUCGUGAUACACGGCCCGACAGGGGAACAAGUUCACGACUUUAGGGAGCAGAUUAGCGCCAAGCACGACUUCGUUGUCCAGAAGAAAGGAGUUUACCGUUUUUGUUUCACGAACAAGUCUCCUUAUCAUGAAACCAUUGACUUCGAUGUUCAGCUUGGUCACUUCGCGUACUACGAUCAGCACGCAAAGGACGAGCAUUUCACUCCGUUGAUGGAGCAGAUAUCGAAGUUAGAGGAGGCUCUUUACAACAUUCAGUUUGAGCAGCAUUGGUUAGAGGCUCAGACGGAUCGUCAAGCCAUUGUGAAUGAGAAUAUGAGCAAGAGAGCAGUACACAAAGCUUUGUUCGAGUCGUUUGCGUUGAUAGGUGCAAGUGUACUCCAAGUUUAUCUUCUGCGUCGUUUGUUUGAACGCAAACUCGGCAUGUCUCGUGUCUAAAAAAGCAUUUUAGUCUAUUAUGAUUUUGGAGACUUUUGUUAUUAGCCACCUAAGAACUUAUUUUGCCUCAUUAAGUUAAAAUGUACCAGAGAAUGUUUUUACUUAAAACUCUUUUUACAGACACAAUCUUAGUUCAUCGGAUAAUUUUUGUUUCCCCAA